UUCUGCUCUCCAUCACCUCACAAACACCUCAUACACUCCUCACACAAUCCUCACACACUCCUCACACACACACACUCCUCCACUGUGUGUCAGGAUGAAGCUCCUCGCUCUGGUGCUCCUGCUCUCCGCUUUCUCCUCACUGACCCUGACGGAGGUUGAGGAUUCUUUGAGCUCUUUUAAAGAACGCUGUCAUGACUUCUUCAUCCCAAACCCAAAAAAUAAAAAUGACGUCAUAGUCCCCACUAUUUUCAAAGGACAUCAGUAUAAGAAGAUUUGUCAGCGCUGGAAAAACAAAUACAGAUUUGCGACUGUGUAUGACACUGAGAAGAGGAUCCCUGUUUACUCGGCCUACACGUUCCUACAGAAAGAGAAUACUACACGCCGCAAUAGGUGGAAGAUUGAACCUCAGCUCGAAAAUGUCAAAGAAUAUGAAGAAAAGAAAGAAAUGAUGGAUUCCCCCAAAAAAGCAGGAAAUAUAAUUAACCAGGCUGUGAGCUCAGAUUAUACAAACAGUAGUUAUACUCGAGGUCACGUGUUUCCAUGUAGCUUUGCUGCUGAUCAGGAUCAAGCAGAUUCCACCUUCACUUUAACCAACAUAGCACCACAAACAAGAAAAAGCAACAACAAGUGGGCAAGUCAAGUGGAGGAACCGAUGCUUACAGAAAUAAAUGAAAAUUGCAGGCUAGACCAAAAUCACCUGGCGUACAUUGUGACCGGGGUCGUUCCAGGGAAGAAAUGGAUACCCAUAACAAGAAACAAAAAAUAUAAAAAAGGUAUUAACAUUCCCAGUUAUUUUUGGAGCACUUUCUGUUGCACCAGUAAAAACAAUAUUAAGAAACUCAUAUCAAGGGCCUACAUCGCUCAUCAACUGAACUUUAAACUCAGGUGCAUGACCAUUGCCAAACUGAAUAAACAACUCACUAAAUUCUAUAAAAAAGGGACAGAUUUCAAAGUUAUACGAGGAAGAUCAUCUAACGAUAGACCUAGGAUUAGAGAAAAAGACUACGUUCUGCUUCUGUCGUCCGUCUCUCGUGCCGACUCUGAUCUGCCGCAGUCUCCUCAAUAUGAGGAGCUGCUGGAGGUGGUUUCGCAGACCGUUGCUAAACUUAGCAUCGACUGGCCCGCUGAAACACGGGUUGAACCGCAGGGGUCGAAGCUAGGUGAGCGCUUCCUGCGCAGUAAACCGCCACCUCCACGCCGGAGCCUGCCUUUUUUCCCCGACCUCCACACUGAGGUGUCGAGGUCAUGGAGGAGGCCUUUUUCGGCCCGUUAA
Messenger RNA from Pangasianodon hypophthalmus (striped catfish), 1273 nucleotides. RefSeq lists its product as uncharacterized. Bases 95 to 1273 code for a protein of 392 amino acids. The record is from RefSeq and is a predicted model, not a curated record. Gene Ontology annotation, molecular function: metal ion binding; hydrolase activity; nucleic acid binding. Lineage: Eukaryota; Metazoa; Chordata; Actinopteri; Siluriformes; Pangasiidae. The transcript has 4 exons.